Molecule: messenger RNA, 981 nt
Organism: Sphenostylis stenocarpa
Lineage: Eukaryota; Viridiplantae; Streptophyta; Magnoliopsida; Fabales; Fabaceae
Source: the annotation of a GenBank genome assembly
AUGGCAAUAUUGGGUGGCAUUACUGAUGUGCCUGGAGCUUCCGAGAACGUCGAGAUUCAAGAUCUCGCUCGCUAUGCUGUUGAAGACCACAACCAAAAACAGUUGGAAACACAGAACGAUACUCUGCAAUAUCUGAGGGUGAUCAGUGCAAAGCAACAGGUCGUCAAAGGGAUAAACUACUUUAUCACUUUGGAAGCAAGAAGGGGUGGACUCCUAUUCGUGUAUGAAACCAAAGUGUGGGUAUUCACCAACAUCAAGCAGGUGCUGGAAUUCAACCCCGUUGUUGUACAACAAACACUGAAACCGAAUGCAAAUCUGGUGUUUGUGAGGGCGAUCCAUGCAAAGAAACAGGUUGUGCAAGGAUUCAACUACUUCAUAACCUUGGAAGCAAAGGAUGGUGACAGUAAAAACGUGUAUGUAACCAAAGUGUGGGAAUUCUUGAGCGCCAAGCAUUUGUUAGAAUUCUACGCCCUCCUCGAUAAUGGUACAACAGUAACCGAAACAGGUCAAAUUUUCCAUGUUCCUCCUGGUAGCAUCGAAAUAGAAAAUGUUGCUCGCUUUGCCGUUGACCAAUACAAUAAAAAAGAGGUUUUGGGUACUGUUCUUACUUUAAAAGAUGAUCUUUUAAAGAGGAUACUUCCUUUUGUGGUCUCUGGUCUUCAGCCUGGAGUUUCAUAUCACAAGGCUGGUUCUUUGAUGAUUAUUGGUUUGCUUGGAAACAAAGCUGCAUUAUCUCCCAAGCUUUUGAUUAGUUUGAUACGUUCAGUUGCUGAGGUUGCUCGCAGAGAGGCUAUGGAGUUGUCAGAUCUCUAUAUCAUUUCGAUUGUCUCUGAUAUAUUACCCUUAAUCAAAUCAAUCUUGUUCAGGGACCUGGCAGGGGUUAUAUUAGAGUUAUCUAAGGAGUUCCAUAUUGAAAAGUUUCUCCGGGUGCUUUCGGACUCCCUGAUUGACUGCAGAAACAUACCUUCUCAGUAUGAUUGA